AUGGCGAGCUCAACAACUCACGAAGCAGUUGGAGGGCAAGUAUUCAAAGAUGCCACUGUCGAUGAAGUGGUAGUUACGCAGCCUCGUGACACGCAGCAGGAAUAUGAGCGGUUGUUUGGCGUCGACGAAGACGCCUAUGACCAACCUACUACUACUCGAAAAGAGCUCUGGUCUUAUUAUCUCUAUUAUAACGGUGAUAAUGGCGUCGGUCCAGGCUCCUACAGCCAAGCCUUAUUUCAGUGGGCCUUGACAAACGCGGGAUUCAUACCAGACACCAACCCGCCUCAGCCCUGCACCGAUUCAUCUGCCUGCGUGGUGCCCUGGGCGGGUGGCACGCGAUCUACAUCCUCGGUGAUCCUGAUUGCUAAUGGUCUCUGUUUUGCUUUCAUGACAGUUAUAUUUGUCUGGCUAGGAAGUGCUGCAGAUUACGGCUCUUUCGGACGAUGGCUUCUUCUAGUUCUGACAGUCGUCGCCUGGGCACUACAGUACGGCAUGCUUGCUAUCCGACAGCCUAGUCAAUGGCCCGCUGCCAUGGGCAUGUACGUUGUUGCAUAUAUCGCCUAUGGCGCAACCUUGGUCUUUUAUGCUGCUGUUUUUCCCCGACUCGCGCGGUACAUGCCCCAUGUCCGAAAGGCUCGAGAUGAGCUUGGAGAAGGCAAGAUUGAUCAGCAGGAAUACGAUGCGAUCGAGUCUUUGGAAAGGAAUCAUAUUAGCAAUAUCUCGACUGCGCAUAGCAACAUUGGCUAUUUGCUCACAUUGGUGCUGAACUUGAGCGUUUUACUCCCGAUGCAGAAUAAUCAGUACGCGAAUAACUUGGCACUUUGUCUGACCAAUUCAUAUUGGGUGAUUCUCGGGAUAUGGUGGUUUUUGUUUCAGCAGAAGCGACCCGGUCCUAAAGUCCCCAAGGGCUCAAACUACGCUACCAUUGGGUUCAAACAAAUCUGGCUCGCAAUGAGAGAGAUCAGGGCUCUCCCUCAGACCUUUCUGUACUUUGUGGCGUAUUUCUUGCUGGCAGACGGGCUCAAUACGACCGGAACUUUGGUCUCGAUCAUCCAGAACGACUACGUCUCGUUUUCCUUCUUGCAAAUCACAUACCUCGGUAUUACUCAGGCUGUUUGUUCUAUUACUUCAACAUUUGGAUUCUGGUAUAUACAGCGAUACUUCAAGCUUAAAACCAAGACCAUGUUCAUGAUCACCAAUUUCUUCAGUGUCUUUAUUCCAUUCUGGGGAAUGCUGGGGCUGUGGACCAGCCGAAUCGGGUACCAUCAUAGGUGGGAGUUUUACUUCUACAAUGUCAUAUUCGGACUGUUUCAAGCGCCGUAUUAUGCUUAUGCUCAAACAAUGAUCAGCGAGCUCAUGCCUCGUGGUUAUGAUAAUAUGUUUUUCGCGUUGUUCGGAAUCACCAAUCGAGCAUCUUCAAUCAUUGGUCCGAAUGUUAUUCAAGCCAUCAUCAACGAUACCCGCAACAAUUGGAUGGGCUUCCCUUUCCUGUUUGCUGUCUGUACGGGUGCCAUGAUUGCAAUCGGGUUCGUGGAUAUUGAAAAGGGUCGUGAGGACUGUCGGAAGUUUACCGAACAACGGAAGGUAGAUCGCGUCGUUGCGGAAGCUGGAUUGAAUCCGGAUGAUCUUGCGAAUGGAAAGGGAGUAGCGAGUGGGAAUCAUGAAGCUGCAGCGUCUCGAUAG
Messenger RNA from Penicillium pulvis, 1683 nucleotides. RefSeq lists its product as uncharacterized. The transcript is spliced from 9 exons. Lineage: Eukaryota; Fungi; Ascomycota; Eurotiomycetes; Eurotiales; Aspergillaceae. Bases 1 to 1683 code for a protein of 560 amino acids. The record is from RefSeq and is a predicted model, not a curated record. Gene Ontology annotation, biological process: amino acid transmembrane export from vacuole.